Messenger RNA from Apis laboriosa (Himalayan honeybee), 1799 nucleotides. RefSeq names its product E3 ubiquitin-protein ligase parkin (gene park). Bases 14 to 1510 code for a protein of 498 amino acids. Gene Ontology annotation, molecular function: ubiquitin conjugating enzyme binding; zinc ion binding; ubiquitin protein ligase activity. NCBI's taxonomy places the organism in Eukaryota, Metazoa, Arthropoda, Insecta, Hymenoptera, Apidae. The record is from RefSeq and is a predicted model, not a curated record. Gene Ontology annotation, cellular component: Golgi apparatus; mitochondrion; cytosol. Gene Ontology annotation, biological process: positive regulation of proteasomal ubiquitin-dependent protein catabolic process; regulation of apoptotic process; regulation of mitochondrion organization. The transcript is spliced from 8 exons.
UCGCAUUAACGGUAUGAGUUUCUUUUUUGGCUUUAUACGAAAUGUAUUUCUUAAGAUGUUACAAUUAAUUUGGUUUAGUAAGCGAAAAAUAACGAAUUCAUUAAGUAUAUAUGUGAAAACUAAUACGGGAAAUACAUUUGCUGUUGAUUUGGAUCCAAAAUGGGAUAUAAAAAAUGUAAAAGAGAUAGUAGCUUCUCAAAUGGGAACAUCACCUGAAGAUAUAAAAAUAAUAUUUGCAGGAAAAGAACUACAUAAUUCAACGAUAAUAGAAGAAUGUGAUUUGGGACAACAAAGUAUAUUGCAUGCAAUUCGAACUCCAUCACAAAGGUUAAAUAAAAAUAAAAAUACCAAUAUCAUUGAUGAAUCUCUUGAAAUUUCUGAAUUAAAUGAUAGUGGUGGAAAGCCAAUGAACGAAACUCUUACUGAUUUACCUUUAGAUGAAUCAGAUCUACAAGAAAAUUCAUCCAUGGAAGAGAAACAAGAGAAUCGAGCACAUUUUUUUGUAUUUUGUACAACACCAUGUAAAUCUGUGACAGUUGGAAAAUUAAGAGUAAGAUGUGCAACUUGUAAUAGUGGAGCAGUUACAGUAGAUAGAGAUCCUCAAUGCUGGCCAGAUGUAUUACAACCAAAAAGAAUAACAGUUCAUUGUGAAAAUAAUUUUUGUCCAGUACCUAUAACUGUUAAUGAUGAUACAGAAUCACAAGUUUUAUAUGCACAUUUCUAUUUUAAGUGUGGGAAACAUACUAGUUUAGGAGAAGAGGAUGAAGCAGUUCCUCUUUAUCUUAUAAAACCAAACUUAAGAAAAAUACCUUGUCUUGCUUGUACAGAUGUUAGGGAUAUGGUUUUGGUUUUUCCAUGUGAAGUUGGUCAUGUGACUUGUCUUGAUUGCUUUAAAGAUUAUUGUUCAGUUCGAUUAAGAGAACGUCAAUUCCAAUUUGAUGAUAUUAGUGGUUAUUAUACUUUACCAUGUCCAGCAGGAUGUGCAAAUUCUUUUGUUUCUGAAAUACAUCAUUUUCAUCUUCUUACUCCAGAACAGUAUGAGCAAUAUCAAAGAUUUAGCACAGAAGAAUAUGUGUUACGUGCUGGUGGACUUUUAUGUCCAAGACCAGAUUGUGGUAUGGGUAUCAUACCAGAGUCUCCAGAUGAUGGUAGUGAUAAAUGCAGAAAAAUUCAAUGUUUUGGUGGUUGUGGGUAUGUUUUUUGUAGACGAUGUUUACAAGGCUUCCAUUUAGGAGAAUGUGAAUUGCAACCAUCAGAAUCAUCAAAUGCCUUGCAUAAAUUGGGAUAUUUACUUGAUCCACAAAAAGUCAAUGAUGCAAAAUGGGAUGAAGCUAGUAAAAAAACUAUUAAAAUCUCAACAAAACCAUGUCCAAAAUGUAGAACACCAACUGAAAGAGAUGGAGGAUGCAUGCAUAUGGUUUGCACUAGAGCAGGAUGUGGUUAUCAUUGGUGUUGGAUAUGUCAAACAGAAUGGACAAGAGAUUGUAUGGGUAAUCAUUGGUUUGGAUAAUACAUAAGUAUUUAUAUCAGUAAAAUAUUAUUCUUUUUAUAAAUAUAAAUUACAAAGAAAAAAUUAGAAAUAUGAUUGUGCCAUCAUGAAUUAUACUAGUUAUUAUACUAGAUUAAUUCAAGAUAGCAAGUAAAAAUAAGUUUUAUAAGAUUUUGGAUAUUAUUUUAAAUGAGGAAUAACAUUUAGAUAUUUUUUUUUAAUUGUACUAUUUUUUUUUUUUUUAUACUUAUAUAAAUUAUUGAUUUAUUAGAGUUUUGCUCUAUAGAAUUUUGAUUACGAACAAUUCUAU